This is a messenger RNA of Gregarina niphandrodes, 1194 nucleotides long. RefSeq names its product bromodomain domain protein. Gene Ontology annotation, cellular component: ciliary inversin compartment. Gene Ontology annotation, biological process: protein localization to ciliary inversin compartment. The transcript has 2 exons. Bases 1 to 1194 code for a protein of 397 amino acids. The record is from RefSeq and is a predicted model, not a curated record. NCBI's taxonomy places the organism in Eukaryota, Apicomplexa, Conoidasida, Eugregarinorida, Gregarinidae. Gene Ontology annotation, molecular function: protein binding.
AUGGUAUCAGAGAGUAGAGGAGUGGAUGAGAUUUUGAGUGUCUGGCGUGCGUCGUCUGACGCGCAAUUGAGCGCGGUGGACCCUGUGGGAGGAUGGAGUUUAUUAUUUUACAGUGCGCAGCGGAAGCCGGAUGGGGAGGCGGUGACGCUGAGUCGUUAUUUGAUCGAGGAGCGGAAUGUGUGUGCAGGGAAUUUAGCGGAUGUGAAUGAACAGACGGCGUUAUUCUUUGCGGCUCGUGAUGGGAAUGUGAAGACGUGCGAAUAUUUGAUGGCCCAGGGUGGAUGUGACCCGGGUUUGCGGGACACGGCGGGACAGACUGCUUUGUUUUACGCCGCGCGCGAAGGUCAGGUGGAGACCUUACGUGCGUUGGAGACGCAGUCGCUGACGCAAUAUAAAGCGAGCUUAGUAAACGUGACGGACCGGGUGGGACAGAGUGCACUGUUUUAUGCUGCACGCGAGGGGCAACUAGACGCGUGCGAGGUGCUGUUGGAACUGGGUGCAGACCCGCGGAUCCGUGAUUGGAAGCGUACUACUGCGCAUACUUACGCCAGCCGUAAGGGGCACACGGUGGUCUGUGCCCUGCUGAAGGCCCGGUGCGACGAGGCCAGUUCCUCCCCCGCACAAGGCACCGGCACCAAGGCGGGGGCGGAGCCUGAACCGCGACAUAAAGCACUGCUCCAGUACAGACUCCCCGUGUCCGCGCAUCAGGCUGAGUGGAUCUUCCCCACCGCAGAUCUAAUAGAGGAAUUCGAAGCUGAAUACCCCGACCUCUCUGCCUGGUCCCAAGUUCACUCCUCCGUCUACGAACCACUUGAUGGCUUCCGCAUCGAGUGGUCCCAAACGUGUCUGGACAUAGUCAACAUACUCGCCAAUUAUAAAGAUGCCAUCUGGUUCAACAAACCCGUCGAUACAAAGGCUCUACACUGCCCUGAUUAUUAUGUUGUUAUAAAGGAACCACGAGAUCUCACACUCAUCAAAAAAAAUCUCAAGGAAUUAAAAUACAAGAAAAUUAACGACUUCCUUAUAGACAUGGAUCUGGUCUGGUCCAAUUGUUAUAAAUAUAAUCCCGCACAUUCCAAUGUCCAUAAAGCAGCACUCAAAUUACAAUCUUUAUUCCAGCAAGCGUUAUUAGACAAGAAUUUACAAGACCUAAUACAACGAGAAUUAAACUUAUUCAAUGCCUUAGAUAGCUAG